This is a messenger RNA of Aquila chrysaetos chrysaetos, 4271 nucleotides long. Its product is annotated as protein HIRA. Gene Ontology annotation, molecular function: protein binding; nucleosome binding. The coding region runs from base 287 to 3358 and encodes 1023 amino acids. Lineage: Eukaryota; Metazoa; Chordata; Aves; Accipitriformes; Accipitridae. Gene Ontology annotation, biological process: DNA-templated transcription; chromatin remodeling; regulation of DNA-templated transcription. The transcript has 25 exons. Gene Ontology annotation, cellular component: nucleus; HIR complex. The record is from RefSeq and is a predicted model, not a curated record.
AGGCGGUUGCCAGGCGCCGAGUUCCGGCGUUGCCGGGAGCCGCCGGGAGCCGAGCGGGGGAUGCGGCCGGGCGGCGGGGGCUGCGGCACGGGCGGCGCCGGGGCAUGGAGCGGCGCUGAGGCGGCUCCGGCCGGCGGAGGGGGCGGGCAGAGCGGCGCGCGGCGGGGGCCCAUGGUGGCCGGCGGCCGCUGAGCUCCUGCCGCUCGCUCGGCCGCGGAGGCAGCCCGGGCGGAGCCGCCCUGGGGUCCCGAGGGCGGAGGCCGGCGGGGGCCCCGGGCGGGAAACAAUGAAGCUCCUGAAGCCGACCUGGGUCAACCACAAUGGAAAGCCAAUAUUUUCAGUGGACAUUCACCCAGAUGGGACCAAGUUUGCGACAGGAGGACAAGGUCAGGAUUCUGGGAAAGUUGUGAUCUGGAAUAUGGCUCCUGUCCUGAAAGAGGAAGAUGAAAAGAAUGAAAAUAUUCCCAAGAUGCUUUGUCAGAUGGACAAUCACUUAGCUUGUGUGAACUGUGUGCGAUGGUCAAACAAUGGAGUUUACUUGGCUUCAGGGGGAGAUGACAAGUUGAUCAUGGUGUGGAAACGAGCUGCGUACAUUGGACCUAGCACUGUGUUUGGUUCCAGUAGCAAACUUACUAAUGUUGAGCAGUGGAGGUGUGUAUCGAUUCUCAGAAGCCAUUCAGGGGAUGUCAUGGAUGUAGCGUGGUCUCCACAUGAUGCCUGGCUGGCAUCCUGUAGUGUGGAUAACACUGUUGUCAUCUGGAAUGCUGUCAAAUUUCCAGAAAUUCUUGCCACUUUGAAGGGGCAUUCUGGCUUGGUGAAAGGACUGACCUGGGAUCCUGUUGGGAAGUAUAUUGCCUCUCAGGCUGAUGAUCGAAGUUUGAAGGUGUGGCGGACCAUGGACUGGCAGUUGGAAACCAGCAUCACAAAACCCUUUGAUGAGUGUGGAGGGACAACUCAUGUGUUGCGUCUUAGCUGGUCACCUGAUGGUCACUAUCUUGUUUCUGCUCAUGCCAUGAAUAAUUCUGGACCUACGGCUCAGAUCAUUGAGAGAGAUGGAUGGAAAACCAACAUGGAUUUUGUAGGGCAUCGGAAGGCAGUUACAGUAGUGAAAUUCAAUCCAAAAAUCUUCAAGAAGAAACAAAAGAAUGGGAGCUCCACCAAGUCAAGUUGUCCCUACUGCUGUUGUGCUGUUGGCAGUAAGGAUCGAUCUCUCUCUGUCUGGCUCACGUGUCUGAAACGACCUUUAGUUGUCAUACAUGAGCUGUUUGACAAGUCUAUCAUGGACAUCUCCUGGACCCUUAAUGGACUUGGUAUCCUGGUGUGUUCCAUGGAUGGAUCAGUGGCGUUUUUGGACUUUUCCCAGGAUGAACUUGGAGAUCCACUCAGCGAGGAGGAAAAGAGCAACAUUCAUCAGUCCACCUAUGGUAAAAGCCUAGCUAUAAUGACUGAGGCUCAGUUGUCUACGACCAUUAUUGAGAAUCCAGAGAUGCUCAAGUAUCAACAGAGACAGCAACAGCAGCAGGUGGAGCAGAAGAAUGCGUCAAUUAGGGAAGCAUCUGGGACUGCGACAGCGGCUCCCAAAGUGGCAAGCAUGGUUAAUGGGGAGAGUUUGGAGGACAUUAGAAAGAAUCUCUUAAAAAAACAAGUUGAAACACGAACAGCAGAUGGUCGGAGAAGGAUCACGCCUCUCUGCAUAGCUCAGCUGGACACUGGGGAUUUUUCUACAGCAUUUUUCAAUAGCAUCCCAAUAUCUGGAUCCCUAUCUGGCUCAAUGAUGUCUUCUCAAAGUAACCAGCAGCUCAUGUCAUUAGAUUCUAAUGCAGCAAAUUCCCUUAAUACUUCAAAGCCUUCUAUAGAGCCAACAGCAGCCAGUAUAAAACCAACAGAUGAUGCAGCCAAUAAAGAUGGUGUAAAUGCUACCUCUGCCUCAACUGCUCCUCCUGCAUCGUCUUCCUCCGUGUUGACAACUCCAUCCAAGAUAGAACCUAUGAAAGCAUUUGAUUCCAGAUUUACAGAACGAUCCAAAGCCACCUCAGGGACUGCUGUUGUAACAAAUACAAAUCAGACUGUUGUGGACAGACUGAAGGAUCAGAAUUUAAUUAAAGACAAUAAGCCCAAGGAUAUUCUGGAGAGCAGCAGUGACAGUGAAGAGAAGAUUCCAGCUGCUAAGCCACUCAGUGCACCCAAACGGAAACUGGAACUUGAGGGAGAAACGGUAGAAAAGAAGAAAAAAGGAAGGCCUCGAAAAGACUCCAGACUUGUACCAGUAACUUUAACUGUUCAGUCCCCAGCUACACUGGCCACUGAGAAGGAUGCUGCUUGCAUCUCUGCACCAGCAUUAGCACUUAAACUGCCAACCCCAAUCCCACAGAAAUCGUUUACUUUGCAAGUAAGUUCAGAUCCAUCAAUGUAUCUGGAAGUGGAGAAUGAAAUGACCACAGUGGGAGGUUCAAAGUUGAGCAGGUUAAAGUGUAAUCGAGAAGGAAAGGAAUGGGAGACAGUCCUCACCAGUCGAAUUCUCACUGCAGCGGGAAGCUGUGAGAUUGUAAGUGUAGCCUGUGAGAAACGAACAUUGUCGGUAUUUUCAGCUUGUGGUCGUCGCCUUCUUCCUCCUAUAAUAUUGAAUACACCCAUUUCCACCCUACAUUGCACAGGUUCUUACAUCAUGGCUCUCACCACUGCUGCUACGCUCUCUGUUUGGGAUGUUCACAAGCAGACAGCGAUUGUUAGAGAUGAGUCUUUGCAAACAAUAUUUUCAGGAAGUGAUGCAACUGUCUCUCAGAUCUUGCUGACUCAGCAUGGUAUACCUGUAAUGAGCAUGUCUGAUGGAAAGGCAUACUGUUUUAAUCCUUCUCUUUCUACAUGGAAUCUUGUUUCUGACAAACAGGACUCUCUAGCACAAUGUGCAGACUUCAGGAAUAGUUUACCAUCCCAAGAAGCCAUGCUGUGUUCUGGGCCCUUAGCUGUAAUACAGGGACGAACAUCAAAUUCAGGAAGGCAAGCUGCAAGAUUGUUCUCCAUGCCUCACUUAGUGCAACAAGAAACAACGCUUGCAUACCUGGAGAACCAGAUAGCAGCAGCACUUAUGUUACAGUCCAGUCAUGAAUAUCGCCACUGGCUCCUUAUCUAUGCACGGUACCUGGUUAAUGAAGGGUUUGAAUAUCGUUUGCGAGAAUUAUGCAAGGAUUUACUGGGUCCAGUCCAUUACUCAGCUGGAAGUCAAUGGGAAUCAACAGUUAUGGGUUUACGAAAGAGAGAACUAUUGAAAGAGCUUCUUCCUGUUAUUGGACAGAACCUCCGCUUCCAGAGGCUUUUCACAGAAUAUCAAGAGCAGCUAGACAUCUUGAGAGACAAGUAGCAUUUCCCCAGAUUUUCCCUGCGGGGCCUGGUCCGAGAGAAACUGCUGAACAGCAUUAACCAGAGACAGAAGAGGAGCAAGAGCCCGGUCAGUAGGGAAACUCCUGAAGAGGGCAGUGCUGUAAGGGUCUCAGAUGCUUCAGGAGUGACCUGCUUUAGUUUUUAAAGAAGCUCAAAAGUGGAUUUGUGAAAAUGAUGAGUGGAUGAGCUAGACCGUUUCCCAAGUGAAACUUAACCAUCGAAGCUGUGGCCUCUGUUUCUAUGGAAAGUCGUGGAUAUGUACUUCAGGGGGGUCCUUUUGGAUCUGGAUCUCAUUUUAAUAUCGAAACUAGCUGAGAACUGUUUGUGAGGUUUCUUGGAUGUCCUGUGAAAAGCACAGUACUUCAGAGUACACUGAACAGCAUAUUUAACCCUGUUUAGGGGUUUUUUGCCUGAGGAUUUAUUGAGGCUCAACACUAUAUUAAAUUAGAUGAAUGAGCCACGUAAAAAGAAAUUUCAUAAAUAUUAAGGUAUUAUGCAGCCAAUAGACUCUUUCCUGUGAAUAUAAUAAUAAUAAUAAUAAGAGGCUGUUCUAACACAUGGACUAUUUUUGUACUAGAAUUUGCUAACUUGUAAUAUGGAAUUUUAUUUGGCCGAUAAUCAGGCUAUCUCUACAAAGUCAUCUUGUAGGAAAUUUAACUCUAAUUACAAAAGCUAUGUUUCAAAAGAAUUCCACCAAAUUAACACGUCAUCAUCUGGUUUUUAAUUUUUAAAUGUUUGUAAAAGGCAUUUUGGGGGGAGGGGGAGGGAUACAACGGGGUGGCUCUUUUUUGUAAGUACAAAAAUAAAUGAACAUUGCAUUGGUUUAAAAAACAAAAAGCAAAAACAUGGUCUUGAAUUAUUACAAAGGGCACAGGCAUCUCCAGAAAUGUCAA